AUGACUUCCAACAAGACACUCUGCCUUGGCUAUGAUGGGAUCCAUCCCUUCUCCAAGGUUGAGAUCAAGGACCGUUCUUCAGUCCAAGAGCUCCUUCGUACUGUCCUUGAUCCUCUAGAGCCUUUCUUUUCACCUGGGAAGGCUCGUGUCAAGUGUCCAGGAGCAACAGCAGUCCGAUUUGACCAAACUGCCUCCGAGGUGGAAGGAAUAUGUCGUCCAAUGUGGGGAUUGGCUGCUUUGCUGGCGGGUGGUGGUGAUUAUGAUGGCAAAGAAUGGUGGAUUCAAGGUAUUAAGUCAGGAACCGAUCCGGAGAGUCCCGAAUACUGGGGAUACCCUCAAGACAACGAUCAAAGAAUGGUUGAAAUGUGCCCUCUCGGAUGGGCACUUGCUGUGGCUCCGGACUUUUGGGGUAGCUUGUCAGAUAAGGAGAAGAGUAAUGUUGAGACAUGGCUUGGAAACUCAAUCAACGAGAAGAAUAUGCCAAACACCAACUGGCUUUGGUUCCGAGUCUUCGCAAACCUGGGCCUGAAGAAGAAUGGCGGCAAAUUCUCCCAAGAGAGGCUUGACAGCGACAUUGAACACCUUGAAACCUUUUAUCGUGGAGGAGGCUGGUCAAACGAUGGCCCCGAAGGCAUCCACCAAAUGGACUACUACUCUUCGAGCUUUGCGAUCCAGCUGCUGCAGCUCCUUUAUGCCAAGUUGGCCGGGGAGGAGGACCCGAAGCGUGCUGAAGAGUUCAAGAAACGUGCACAUCAAGUUGCCCUGGACCUGAUUCACUAUUUCGACGAUGAAGGUAGGGCCAUCCCUUACGGUCGAAGUGUGGGAUACCGGUUUGCCAUGGUGUCUUUCUGGGGAGCCUUGGCUCACGCUGGUGUCGAGUUGCCUGCACCUUUAACCUGGGGUAUGGUCAAAGGAGUGGUUCUCCGACACCUGCGCUGGUGGCAGACGCAGAACGAUAUCUGGACGUCAAGCGGAACACUGUCGAUUGGGUACUCGUAUCCAAACAUGUAUAUGGCAGAGAACUACAACAGCCCAGGAAGCCCAUAUUGGGCCUGCCUCGCAUUCAUGUGUCUGGCUGCACCAGAAGAUCACCCAUUCUGGACAUCCGAGGAAGAAUCGGCGAGUGGUGUGAUUCCAAAAAUCAAAGCCCUGCACCAACCAGGCCAUAUUAUGAGUUAUCUCGGUGGUCACUGCAUGCUGCUCUCAUCAGGACAGGCUUGCAGCUACCCAAUGAAAGGAACGCAUGCCAAGUACGGCGGAUUCGCUUAUAGCAGUGCCUAUGGAUAUUCAGUCCCCCCUGGCCUUUUUUCAUUGGAGCAAUAUGCACUUGCAUCGCAACUCGGGCUGUCGGAUGAUGGGGGCGAGUAUUGGAAAACCCGAAGACUCUGCGAGUAUGCGGGGAUCGAAGACCGUGAAGGCAACCCUGUCCUCGUCUCGAUUUGGAAGCCGUUUCCGGAUGUCACGAUUCGCACCAUUCUGGUCCCCCCAGAAGAGAAAACACCAAACUGGCACCUGCGAGUUCACCAUAUCAAGAGUGCUCGUGAGGUCAUGACAGCAGAUGGUUCCUUUGCCAUCUGCAAUGUCAACACAACCAAUGGACGAUAUUUGGGCCCUUACGAUGAAGGAAAGCAUGAAGGAACAUCGCCCAAAAUCAUUGGAAACUACGAUUUGAAUACUCCCGAUGGCUGGACAAGCGGAAAGUUGGGGGCUUUUGCAGUAUCCAAGGGUGCUGUAGGGAUUAAAGCUUUGGACCCAACAGAAGGUCGUCAAGCCAUGCUGGUUAACGCGGACCCAAACUCGAAUCUCAUCGAGAGCCGAAGUACAAUCCCAACUUUACAACAUACAAUCAAAGCUGGUGAGUCGGUAUGGUAUGUCUCUGCCAUAUAUGCCAAGCCAUCGGGGGUUGGGGUGAGUAAAGAGAGCUAUCUCGAUGGAUGGAACAAGACCCCAGCUUUGCCAGGCUGGCUAGAGAAAGAGAUGAGUGCUUAA
This is a messenger RNA of Fusarium coffeatum, 1989 nucleotides long. RefSeq lists its product as uncharacterized. Lineage: Eukaryota; Fungi; Ascomycota; Sordariomycetes; Hypocreales; Nectriaceae. The transcript is spliced from 7 exons. The record is from RefSeq and is a predicted model, not a curated record. The coding region runs from base 1 to 1989 and encodes 662 amino acids.